UAUAGUUAAUAACCAUAAAUAAUAUCAUUGACUGUAAUAUUGUCACAGAUGAUGGAUCAACACGUACCGAUUGUCAGGAAAUUAGCAGAGGACGUAGUAAAUAGAAUUGCUGCCGGCGAAGUGAUCCAAAGGCCAGCUAACGCUUUAAAAGAACUUUUAGAAAACAGCUUGGAUGCUAAAUCUACAAAUAUUCAAAUUACAUUAAAAAAUGGAGGUUUAAAAUUGCUUCAGAUACAAGAUAAUGGUACUGGUAUUCGCCUCGAGGAUUUGGGUAUUGUGUGUGAACGAUUCACUACUAGUAAGUUACAGCAAUUUGAAGAUUUGACUAAAAUAUCUACUUAUGGAUUUCGAGGUGAAGCAUUAGCUAGUAUUAGUCACGUUGCUCAUUUGACAAUCACUACAAAAACUAAUGAAGCUGUUUGUGCUUAUAAAGGAGUGUAUAAGGAUGGUAAAUUAAAAGCUCCACCUAAAUCUUGUGCUGGUAAUGUUGGAACCAUAAUCACUGUUGAAGAUUUGUUCCAUAAUAUAGCUACUAGGAAAAAAUCAAUGAAAAGUUUUAAUGAAGAACAUUUGAAAGUUGUCGAAGUUGUGAGUCGUUAUGCAAUACACAAUCCUUUGGUUGGGUUUACAGUUAAAAAACAAGGUGAAUUGUUGACUGAAGUAAAAACAAAUCAAAGUUCUACUCAUAUUGAUAAUAUUCAAGCUAUUUACGGCUCAACGAUAUCUAGAGCUUUGUUAGAAGUAAAUGAUUAUUGUAAUAUUCUUAAAGUUAAAAUUAAAGGCUAUGUAUCAAAUCCAAAUUUUUCAGCAAAGAAACAAAUUUUUAUAUUAUUUAUAAAUGAUCGUUUAGUUGAUUCCCAAGGAUUGAGAAAAGCUGUGGAUCAAGUUUACAGCAUUUAUUUAGCUAAAGGAUCACAUCCAUUCAUAUACUUAAGUUUAAAACUGGAUCCAAUGAAUGUUGAUGUCAAUGUACAUCCGACAAAACAUGAAGUUCAUUUUUUACAUGAGGAUAAAGUUAUUGAUAAAGUCAUUGAUGCGAUUCAAGAUAAACUUUCUGGUACUAAUACAUCAAGAACAUUCUAUACUCAAACAAGGUUGCCAAUKUCUAAUGAUACAUUGAUAGAUAAGUCUGAUGAAAAAAUAGAAAUUAAAGAAAAUCAAAAAUUAAAAAUAAUAAAUUCCACCAAUGUUUCACAAAAUAAAAUGGUAAGAACAGAUUGUGCUGAACAAAAAAUUGACAAGUUCUUAAACACAAGUAAUAGUAGCAAUAGGACAUUAGUGUUACCGAAAUCAAAAACCAAUGAUGUUAUUACCCGACGAGAAAUUAAGCUGACUAGUGUAUUAUCUUUACGUAAAGAAAUUGAAAACUCCUGUAGUGAAACCUUACAGGCAAUUUUUCAGAAUCAUAAGUAUGUUGGUGCCGCUUCUCCUACCUGGUCAUUAUUUCAGCAUGAUACAAACCUAUACAUUUGUAAUUCUAAUAAUGUAUUACAAGAAAUGUUUUAUCAAAUUAUGAUAUACGAGUUUGGAAAUUUUGGUGUUAUAAAAUUUUCAAAUGCAUUAUCCAUUUAUGAGUUGAUAAUGAUUGCAUUAGAACUAUCAGAAUCUGGAUAUCAAACAAGUGAGGAUAAACCGAAAGAAGAAUUAGCUCAUGAUGCUGCUGAGAUAUUGGCAUCUAGAGCUCCAAUGUUAAAUGACUAUUUUUCUAUUGAAAUUGAUAUGGACGGAAAUAUUUUGUCAAUACCUUUAUUGUUAGAGGGAUUCCUUCCAGAUUUAGACGGACUACCCUUAUAUUUAUUACGUUUGGCUAGUGAAGUUGAUUGGUCCAGCGAAAAGCAAUGUUUUCUUAGUUUUUGUCGUGAAACAGCUAGAUUUUAUGUAUUACAUCCAUGGAAACAACAAUGUGGUAACAGUGAUGAUAUAUCAGAUGCUGCGCCUGAUAGAAAUUGGACUUGGAGUUUAGAACAUGUGUUAUAUCCAUCUUUAAGAAAAUCAUUUCAGCCUCCAAGACAUUUUUUAGAAGAUGGCACGCUAUUGCAAAUAGCUAGCUUACCUGAUAUGUACAAAGUAUUUGAGCGAUGUUAAUAUAUUUAUAGCAUAAGAAUUUAUUUAUUUUAUUUAAAUAUAAGUUUUAAA
Molecule: messenger RNA, 2136 nt
Organism: Diuraphis noxia (Russian wheat aphid)
Lineage: Eukaryota; Metazoa; Arthropoda; Insecta; Hemiptera; Aphididae
Gene: Mlh1
Product: DNA mismatch repair ATPase Mlh1
Biological process (GO): mismatch repair
Cellular component (GO): MutLalpha complex
Molecular function (GO): ATP hydrolysis activity; ATP-dependent DNA damage sensor activity; ATP binding
Source: RefSeq, a predicted model, not a curated record